Messenger RNA from Fukomys damarensis (Damara mole-rat), 1320 nucleotides. It is a transcript of the gene Capza1, whose product is annotated as capping actin protein of muscle Z-line subunit alpha 1. The record is from RefSeq and is a predicted model, not a curated record. Gene Ontology annotation, biological process: actin cytoskeleton organization; barbed-end actin filament capping. Gene Ontology annotation, cellular component: F-actin capping protein complex; actin cortical patch. Lineage: Eukaryota; Metazoa; Chordata; Mammalia; Rodentia; Bathyergidae. Gene Ontology annotation, molecular function: actin filament binding. The transcript is spliced from 10 exons. The coding region runs from base 132 to 992 and encodes 286 amino acids.
GGCGCGCUCUACUGACAUGGCGCCCUCGCGGUCGCCGUUUCCGGGCGGGUCCUUCCGACGCUGAUUCCAUCACUCCCUUCCUUCCCGGCCUGCCUCGCGCCCGCAGCCGGGCUGGGCCAGAGCUGCCCAAGAUGGCGGACUUCGAGGAUCGGGUGUCCGAUGAGGAGAAGGUACGCAUUGCUGCUAAAUUCAUCACUCAUGCACCCCCAGGGGAGUUUAACGAAGUAUUCAAUGAUGUCCGGCUACUACUUAACAAUGACAAUCUCCUCAGGGAAGGGGCAGCACAUGCAUUUGCCCAGUAUAACAUGGAUCAGUUCACACCUGUGAAGAUAGAAGGAUAUGAAGAUCAGGUUUUAAUUACAGAGCAUGGUGAUCUGGGUAAUAGCAGAUUUUUAGAUCCAAGAAAUAAAAUUUCCUUUAAGUUUGAUCACUUACGGAAAGAAGCAAGUGACCCCCAGCCAGAGGAAAUAGAUGGAAGUUUGAAGGCUUGGAGAGAAUCCUGUGACAGUGCUUUAAGAGCCUAUGUGAAAGAUCAUUAUUCCAACGGCUUCUGUACUGUAUAUGCUAAAACUAUAGAUGGGCAACAGACUAUUAUUGCAUGUAUUGAAAGCCACCAGUUCCAGCCUAAAAAUUUCUGGAAUGGCCGUUGGAGGUCAGAAUGGAAGUUCACCAUCACUCCAUCUACAGCCCAGGUAGUUGGAGUGCUCAAGAUCCAGGUUCACUAUUAUGAAGAUGGUAAUGUUCAAUUGGUUAGUCAUAAAGAUGUUCAAGAUUCAAUAAAUGUCUCGAAUGAAGUCCAAACUGCGAAGGAAUUUAUUAAAAUCAUAGAGAAUGCAGAAAAUGAGUAUCAGACAGCGAUUAGUGAGAACUAUCAAACAAUGUCAGACACCACAUUUAAGGCCUUGCGCCGGCAGCUUCCGGUUACCCGCACCAAAAUCGACUGGAACAAGAUACUCAGCUACAAGAUUGGCAAAGAAAUGCAGAACGCUUAAAGCUGACUGUAGGAUUCUUCAUUAUGUGGAAAGAAAAUGAUUCAACACAUGGUCAUAUGAUAAAUAAGUGAUUUAUAAACAAAGUGAUAUUUUGCUAGGGCUUUCAAACUUAACAGAUUUUCUAGCCUCAUGGAAUAUUGUUUAACCUAUAGCAUUGCCUUGACCUUGUGUUCUCUGCCUUGUAAUUUUCGGUUAUCACUAUAUCUACUUGUAAAUCUUUUUUUCUUUUUUUUCUUUUUUUUUUUUUUUCUUUUUUUCCUGCUGCGUUUUAUGUUGUAAAGAGAGAUCUAUCUUGGACUCAUUUUACUAUUUAGAAAAUUUUCCCAGC